Messenger RNA from Daldinia caldariorum, 513 nucleotides. RefSeq lists its product as uncharacterized. The transcript has a single exon. The record is from RefSeq and is a predicted model, not a curated record. Lineage: Eukaryota; Fungi; Ascomycota; Sordariomycetes; Xylariales; Hypoxylaceae. Bases 1 to 513 code for a protein of 170 amino acids.
AUGUCUUCCUCCGCACCCAGCCCGACGCCAACCUCUUGGAGCUGCGGCAGCCAGCUCUACAAUAUCCCGGUACAAGAUGCUGCCUGUGGGGUGCCUGCGAUAGACAACAGCACCGAUAUCAUGGUUGCAUGCUGCGGUAACGUCGAUGUCGUCUCCUACUACGACGGGUGCGGCCUCUACUGCCUCGCUGCGGGCCAGAGCGUUGGUGAUCUCAGCCAGUGCAUACAGGAUAAGGGGCUAUUCCCUGGUUACGUCUUCUGCACCCAGAGCUCCAACGCUACCGCUACCGACACGGGCGCCCCUUUACCCACCUCGGCCAAUGCCACCGUCGUCGCCUCCCAUGGCAGCACCGCGAGCCCAACUAAGAGCGGCGGAAACAGCGACAGCACCUCGACAGAAACUCCCGGUGCCGCCGCCGGCCUCCGCCCCGAAUACACUACCGUGGGCACCUUGGGAGCUACGAUCGUAGCCCUGCUCUUCUCCGCAACAGCAUUCGGUGCUUUCCAGCUAUAA